AUGGAUGUAGACGAUGAAGAAAACAUGAGUUCGAGCAGCACUGAUGUUAAAGAAAACCGCAACGUGGACAACGUUCCCCCCAAGGACAGCGGUGGGCAAGGUGCCGGGGAGGGGACGCAGCUCCCCAACGGCGCUGGCAGCAGCAGCAGGAAGCGGCCUUUGGAGGAGGGCAACAAUGGCCACUCCAAAUUUCGCCCGAAGAAGAGGAAGAAAACGCCCGGCCCCGUUCUGCCAAAGAAUGCCCUGAUGCAACUUAAUGAGAUUAAACCUGGUUUACAGUACAAACUCCUCUCCCAGACAGGGCCAGUCCAUGCCCCCAUGUUCGUGAUGGCAGUCGAAGUCAACGGGCAGGUAUUCGAGGGCUCUGGCCCGACGAAAAAGAAAGCCAAGCUUCAUGCCGCCGAGAAGGCUCUGCGGUCUUUCGUCCAGUUUCCCAACGCCUCGGAAGCCCACCUGGCGAUGGGGAGGACUCUGUCAGUCAACACGGACUUCACCUCUGACCAAGCGGACUUCCCUGACACCCUUUUCAACGGGUUCGAAACACCGGUCCCUUCCGAUGCUUCCUUUUACCUGGGGUCCAAUGGGGAUGGGUCCUUUAGCUCUAGCGUGGACUACGGUUUGCCGUCAUCUGCUGUAGCCAGCAGCCUUUCCCAAUCUCCUCUCCCCGCACCACCGCCCUACCCCUCCGCCAGCGGGAAGAACCCCGUCAUGAUCCUCAACGAGCUGCGGCCGGGCCUGAAGUACGAGUUUCUCUCGGAGAGCGGGGAGAGCCACGCCAAGAACUUUGUCAUGGCCGUGGCAGUAGACGGUCAGACUUUUGAAGGCUCGGGAAGGAAUAAAAAGUUGGCAAAAGCUCGGGCUGCUCAGUCAGCCCUGGCAUCCUUGUUUAACAUGCAGCUGGACCAGACCCCAUCUCGACAGCCCAUUCCCAGUGAGGGGCUCCAGUUACACUUGCCCCAGGUUUUAGCUGAUGCUGUUGCACGCCUGGUUGUAGAUAAAUUCAGUGAUUUGACAGAAAAUUUCACAUCUCCACAUGCACGUAGAAAAGUCCUUGCUGGAAUUGUCAUGACAACAGGUACAGAUGUGAAAGAUGCCCUGGUAAUAAGUGUUUCUACAGGAACAAAAUGCAUCAACGGUGAAUACAUGAGUGAUCGUGGUCUUGCAUUAAAUGAUUGCCAUGCAGAAAUUAUAUCUCGUCGGUGCCUGCUUAAAUUUCUGUAUACACAACUAGAGCUUUAUCUAAGCAAUAAAGAAGAUCAACAAAAAUCCAUUUUUAUCAAAUCGGAGCGAGGCGGGUUUAAGCUGAAGGAGAAUGUGCAGUUUCAUCUCUAUAUCAGCACCUCUCCCUGUGGCGACGCGAGGAUUUUCUCACCGCACGAAGCAGCACAAGAGGGUAUGACGGUGGGACUACUCAAGCCAGGGGCUGUAAAACUCUUGGAGGGUGUUUCUCAGCUGAUUGUAAGCUAUUCUUGUCGUUUAGAUCAAGGGGACAGGCACCCAAACCGCAAAGCGAGAGGACAGCUACGGACAAAAAUAGAAUCUGGGGAAGGGACCAUCCCCGUGCGCUCUACUACCACUAUCCAAACCUGGGAUGGCGUACUGCAAGGAGAAAGGCUGCUUACCAUGUCCUGCAGUGACAAGAUUGCGAGGUGGAACGUAUUGGGUAUUCAAGGAGCCUUACUUAGCCUCUUUGUGGAGCCAAUUUACUUCUCUAGCAUCAUCUUGGGGAGUUUAUAUCAUGGGGAUCAUCUAUCCAGAGCCGUAUACCAGAGGAUAGCAGAGAUAGAAGAUCUACCACCUCUUUAUACACUCAACAGACCUUUACUUAGUGGUAUUAGCAAUGCGGAAGCCCGUCAACCAGGGAAAGCACCGAACUUCAGCGUCAACUGGACCGUAGGAGACACGGGUCUUGAAGUUAUUAAUGCUACAACCGGCAAAGAUGAGAUGGGCCGUGCGUCCCGCCUUUGUAAGCAUGCUUUUUACAGCCGCUGGAUGCGUGUUCAUGCAAAGGUAUAUCUUCCAGACUUGCGCUCAAAGGUCCUCAAGCCUAACCUGUACCACGACACCAAGCAAGGAGCCGCUGAGUAUCAAACUGCCAAAGAGUGUUUGUUUAAAGCAUUCCUGAAGGCAGGACUUGGAGCCUGGGUGGAGAAGCCCAUAGAACAGGAUCAGUUUUCUCUCACGGUCUAAUUCACAGACUGCACAUCACUUUGGAAAGGAGGGUGUUCUGGAAAUUCCUGGUGUCCAGUGUUGCUUUCUGGCAUCUCCACAGCUGUCAAAACAUCUUUUUACCGUUUGGAGUUGGGUUUUUUCCUUUUUUUUUGAAACUGCAUAGUAACUGUUUCUGUUUUGCCUCAGCAUUGGAACUCAAUGACGAUCUGACACAUAGUUGUAUAUUUUGUUUAUGAGAAAGUAAUUUCUGGUGUAUUUCUAGAAAUACUUUUACUGUAGAAAACUUGCAGUAAGGCUGUCCUUACAGUAUACAAUGACUCAUUUUUUCUGGGUUAAAAUAAUUUCUUUUUUUAAUUCAAUGUCAUCGAGUGCAUGAAGAAAUGAAAGUUUCUCUAGGUUUUACACCACACUUUUAGGAAGUAGCUUGAUUUUUUUUAAAAGAAAAUAGGUGACAAAGCUGAUUCUACUCCUCUGUUAACUUGUUUUUGAACUGCAGAUGUUUCUAGCGCGUAGACCACAGAGCCAGAAUGAAGUCUGGACAGCUAGUUUUUCCCCACUUCCUUGCUCUUUAAAACCAGCUGCUGAAAAUUUCAUGUCUUUGAUGUAUGUAUUUAUUAGUCUGUGACCCAGUUUUUAACAUGCAGCUUUUUAUUCUGUUUUUAAAAAUACAUUUACCUCCCAUUUACACACA
Molecule: messenger RNA, 2863 nt
Organism: Eurypyga helias (sunbittern)
Lineage: Eukaryota; Metazoa; Chordata; Aves; Eurypygiformes; Eurypygidae
Gene: ADARB1
Product: adenosine deaminase, RNA-specific, B1
Exons: 9
Coding region: 1-2190 (729 amino acids)
Biological process (GO): adenosine to inosine editing; RNA processing
Cellular component (GO): nucleolus; cytoplasm
Molecular function (GO): double-stranded RNA binding; tRNA-specific adenosine deaminase activity; double-stranded RNA adenosine deaminase activity
Source: RefSeq, a predicted model, not a curated record